This is a messenger RNA of Ochlerotatus camptorhynchus, 3473 nucleotides long. RefSeq names its product Protein interacting with APP tail-1 (gene Pat1). Gene Ontology annotation, cellular component: Cul2-RING ubiquitin ligase complex. The record is from RefSeq and is a predicted model, not a curated record. Gene Ontology annotation, molecular function: ubiquitin-like ligase-substrate adaptor activity; protein binding. Gene Ontology annotation, biological process: intracellular protein transport; proteasome-mediated ubiquitin-dependent protein catabolic process. The coding region runs from base 419 to 2677 and encodes 752 amino acids. NCBI's taxonomy places the organism in Eukaryota, Metazoa, Arthropoda, Insecta, Diptera, Culicidae. The transcript is spliced from 5 exons.
GUUCGUCAGUUCUUCGUCGCGUAUUUUGGAAUGUAGUUCGUCGGUUCGGUUCGGAGGAGAGCAGCCAUCGGCAGCCAGCAAGCAAAUCGAAGAAGAGAGCAAUUUUUUUUCUUCAACCCCAAAAAUCAACUUGGUGUGUGUCGUGUGUCCGUGUCAUCAUCGUCGACAGAGGCAGCCAUCCAGUUCCCAACAAUAUUCCUCCGUCAGAUUUUAGUGCAAAAAAGUGCGAAGCAAUAGGACUUCCAGGGACGGAUUCGUUGCCGUUCCGAGUGUAGAAAGUAGUGCCACGGUGAAAUCCAACAGUGUUCAAUCGAAAAAUUGAAGAAGUGAACCAAUCGCGGAAGUAGCCUCCCAUCAGAGCUAAUAGGUGAAAAAAGCACAUCGGGAGAGGAAAACGGCAAGCGAGCGAGCGAGGAGGAUGGCCAGGGAACCUCCUUCGUUGUACAAUUCGUGCCUGGUGGCUUACGUGAAAAAUCUGAACUACAAAGUCACCAGCAUGGACAGGACCUACGUGGAUCUGCGGAUGCUUCCGACCGCAGUGCUUGCCAGCGUCUACGAACAGAUGUGCAACCAUGACUCCCUCAAGGAGAUCCUGCUGACCCAACUGACCGACCUGAACACAUUUAACAAAGUAAUCCGCCAGGCCUCGCUCAAGCAGAUCAUGUUCAAGUGCGUCCAAACGCUGAUGACGUCCCGUCGACCCGUCGUCACCGAACUGCGAACCACGUUCUGCCGCACCACCAGCGUCUACUACCUGCAGAACGAGAACGUCUCCAUGGUUAAGGAUGCCCGAUUGGAGGACUUUCUCGGUUCCCAUGGGGAAGUAUCGCACGAGGGUGUGGAAUCGGCCGGUGGGCACAGUACUGGAACCACAGCGCAGGACAGUCGCCUGUUCGUCGGCGCCUUUAUCGAGCAGGUCGACAACGGCAUUCGGCUGGGCUCGUUCCUGUGCGAGUCCGGCUGGCUGGAGGAAUCGCUGCACGUCUUCAACAUCACGCUGUCCAUGGUUCAGCUGCUUCAGGCCAGCUACUUGCGAUCGCUGAUCGAGUUAAAUUGUCUUCAAAAACUGCUUUGCGCCCAAACGGCAUUCUGCUGCUUCAAGGAGGCGAACAUAACCUGUGCACAAGCGCUCAACAUCAUCGACAAGCUGACGCAGCAGCGUCAGCGGGAGAUGCGGCUGCAGAAAUCCAAAUUGGCCGGUAGGGCCGGAAGUGAUGCCAGACACAGGGGUAGCUGUUGUAGCGGCAGCAGUAGGAGCUUCCUAGCGAGUAGCGGCAGCUGUGCCCUAGCCGGCGGUGAUAACGAUAAGCUUAGUAGUAUACCAAACAGUUUGCUGGCUAACAUCUACCAACAGAUUUCGGUGCUGCAUUUCUACCGAAGCGAGUACGAUCUGAGCUAUCGGUGGAGCAUCCGGGCGUUGAAGCAUAUCAACAAGAAUACACCCGAUAAAAUCAUCGUGGACGUCCUGCGGCAGGUGGCCAAAUCCUGCGUCGUGAAACGGCAAUUCCAACUAGCCAGUAUGCUCAUCAAACAGGCCGUCUGCCGGGCGCGGUCCAGCUUCGGUACCAACCACCAAAAGUACGCCGAUGCCCUGUUGGAUUACGGUUUCUUCCUGCUGAACGUAGACUCGAUAGCCAAUAGCGUAGCCGUCUAUACCGAAGCGCACGAAAUCCUCUGCCGAAUUUUCGGCCCUCGAAAUCUGCACGUGGCAGUGGCCCACGAAGACCUAGCAUACUGCCUGUACGUGCUUGAAUACAGCUCCGGUAAGUUCGAUACGGCUACGGCCAACGUGGAGCGAGCGAUCGACAUCAUGAAGGAACUGGUGCCAUGCAACCAUCUGAUGUUGGCUUCGGCCAAGAGGGUGAAAGCGUUGAUCCUGGAGGAGAUCGCCCUCGACACGAUGGCUUCCACAAUCGAUUACAACAAAUGCAAAGGUCUGCUGCUUCAAUCCGAAGAACUGCAUCAGUCGGCGUUGCACCUCUCGCUGGAGGCCUUCGGGGAGAUUAACGUGCAAACGGCGAAACAUUACGGGAACCUGGGACGGUUGUACCAAUCGAUGUCCAAAUUUGAUGCCGCCGAGCAGAUGCAUAAGCGUGCAAUCAAAAUCAAAACGCACAUACUGGGGCCGUACGACUACGAGGUGGGCCUGUCGAUAGGGCACUUGGCGUCGCUGUACAACUAUCACAUGCAGAAGCACCAGGAAGCGGAGGAGCUGUACUUGAAGAGCAUCGAGAUUAGCCUCCGGCUGUUUGGGGAAUCAUACUCCGGACUGGAGUACGACUACCGGGGGUUGAUCCACAUCUACGACAUCAUCGGGGAUCAGACGCGUUACGAUCAGUAUUCGAACAUACUGGACGAGUGGCGACUGCUGCGGGAGGAGAACCAAGCUGUGAGGAACAACUACCCGGCGGCGGAGAUCUCCGAGGACACCACGAUGGAGGAGGUGACGCGGAAGUUCUUCGAAAUGUGCAGCAACUGCAUCACCGGUAGUGUCCCACUGAACGAAAGCGACGGCAGCAUCAAUCACAACCUGCUGGAAGCGGACGGCGUACGGCCGGAGUGCGUCUGCGGUAACGAUUGCACCGGCGAGGAGGACAGCGAAGAGCUGGCGGCGGCAGCGGUACCUGCGGCGCCUGUAGGCCCUUCCGUGGCUGAUGAAAUCCUUCGAAGUGCAUGAAAAUCUCAUUUUGGAUCGUUUCCAAAUUCCGUUAAUAGUGAGAGAGAGAGAGGUAAGAUUUUGUAUGAAUCUCUCGAAAUUAUUUCGCUGAUUUGCGCAGUUGACGGCAAAGCACAACAGAAACGGAGAUAUCUAACCAACAUCUGCGGCGUAAGCUUAAAAGAAUCGCACAUUCGGGCAGAAGAGGAAUUAUUUUUAGUAAUUUGAAUUUUUGUGCCUAUUUUUGAAACAAAAGACAGAGAGUAUGAAAGACCCAGAGCCGAUGUCAAAAAUGUCAUCGACUCUGGGAGCAUCGAUUGAAGAAGAGGGAAACAAAAGCCCCCCUCUCGAUUUCAACAACGUAUGUACUUUAGUAGAUUUAAUGAACGUUAAAUGUUUGUCGACAGCAGAUUUUCAACUAUUUGGAUAAGCGAAAAUAGAAAUUAACAGUGCAGCUUGUGUUGAUUCAGAAUCGACUGCUUUUUAAUCAUUUUGCUUUGUUUUUUUUUGCGAAGCUGCUAGAUAGUUUCUUCCAUUGAGAUGGUGACGAUGAUUUUUUUUUUUUCGUGGAAACAGUAGUAGCAACUGAUUGCAUCGCUUUGCUAGUUCGUGAUAAAGAUGGUAAACUCGAAUCUAAUGCAAUGGAUAUCGGGAGAUUAGUUUUUUUUUUUUAAUUUAUGCGGAUUUUAGAAGGAAGCUCAAAUUGAAUCGCUUUGUAUGGAGGAGUAUGUACGAUGCGGCUUUCUGAAGGCAUUUCGGAUUGUCCAGGCAGAAUUAUAUUAGUAGUAAUAGAAGCAAAUUUUAAUCAGUUGAGUAA